Molecule: messenger RNA, 5521 nt
Organism: Porites lobata
Lineage: Eukaryota; Metazoa; Cnidaria; Anthozoa; Scleractinia; Poritidae
Source: the annotation of a GenBank genome assembly
UUUCGUUUUUCAAUCGUUUGUGCUGAUUUCGUGCCUUUGAAGAUGUUAAGACCUCGAUAAACAUUCCGGCCUGUUUUUAAAACUUUUUCCUAGAUUCUGAGAGAGUUUUCAGGUAAAGUUUUAAUCUGCUUGUUGUGUUCUGUAGCCUUAUUACCGAGUCUGCUGCUGCAUUGUAUAGAGAUCGGCAUAAUGUUUUAUAACGAAUAUUGCACGUACAAUGGAAAUGAAUAUACAUAGAUUGUUUUAAUAUAUACUAUAAAAGUAUGAAAAUUUGGGAUAAAUAUUGUGUAUUCUGUUCUCUUGACAGAUUUCUCGUUUACUGGUGAAAUAAAGCACUGAGGAAGUUUUUCAUUUGUAUGAGGUCACUACAACCUUCACAUUUUACUGAUGGAAGUCUGCCGGUUUUUGUAUUUCCACAAUCGCUGACUUUUUGUGCUGAUGAACAGGCCAGUCACAAGCAAGUUCUUACGGUUUACAACCCUUACGAGUUCGCUUUACGAUUUAAAGGUGCCAAGUUAAACAGAUUAUUAGACCCGAGGUCGUUAACUAAUUGUAUAUGUCAUUACAAAAUAAUUUUAGCUUACAUCUAAAAUGCUUAUUGUAAUAUUGAAUUUCAUGAAAUGCCUACUCACCCUUGAUUGCUUAUUUCAGGGCGUUCAAUUUACAUACUGGUAUCUCACUAGGCGUUUUUUUGUUUUAGUCUUGUGCACAGCUCCAAGCAGAUAUAUUGUGGUAGAUUCGGAUGGUGUAAUCAAACCCAGAUGCUGUAUUGACAUGUAGGUAUCAUAUUUAACAAUUAUUCCACGAGUGCGCGUUGGAUAUGAGUUGGCUAUAAUCAUCUCAUAUCCAACAAGCACGAGUGGCGUGAUUGUUUUAUUAAAAACACCCCAAAAUAUCGAGAAUUCUUCCUGACUUUAUUUGCAAAAACAACCGAUUUUCAGCUUGUUUUUAUUUUGAGCAGACGUGUACAGUCACCACAUUUGGAGAGUGUGGUAUGAUUGCUCAUAUACCAUGAUGGCUAACCCAAUCAGAGCUCUAGAAUUGCAUUAUCCAAUGAUUCAGUUUUUUAAUAAAAGUAAGGUGAAGGUGCACACAAGCCAAGGGCCCACACGGCCGGAGCUUAUUUCUGGUUUCCAUGGCAUGAAACAAGCCUAGAAGUAUUGCUACUUGCCCCUGGAUGGGAUGCUUGUCCAUAGCAGGGUUACCACCCAGGAGUAUGUCUCCGGUACCCAUUUAUACACCUGGGUGAAGAGAGACAAAGUGGAGUAAAGUUCCUUGUCUAAGGAAACAACGAGAUAGGCAAGAGAUGAACGUUAGACAUCCAGAUCCAGAGUUUGAGGUGUUAACAGCUUGGCCACUUACGCCUCCACAGUAAUUAAAAGUAGUUAUAGCCCAAAUGUUUUCUGGAUAUUUAACUUGUCACUUAUAUUUUUACGACAAUUUCCCACUUGCUGAUUGGUUGAAAGGUGGGAUCUAUGAGAGUAUAGACUAUAGAAAUGAUGUAAUGACUGCAGUUUAGAUAUAUGUACUAAAUAGGUUAUUAAGGACCACAAGUUUAACAGUUGUUAAGUGUUACACUCUCCAAAUUGAGUCUCUACUCCACUCCACUCUCCACUAUUUAUCUGCAUGCAGCAGUUUUCCAAGAAACGUCACUGGAAAUGGAGGUUAAAACUAUCAAUGUUAUUAUAUAAAAAAUAGACAAUCACUAUUCCAGUCCACAGAAAUGACAAUGGUGUUCAAAACGUUACUGUGAAACUUGAGUUUAGAACAUUAGGAUUUCAUUGCUAUGGUCUAUAAGGGUAUGAAAGCUACAACAGGGAAAAUAGUUUUGUCUAUUUGUCAAAUAGCCAAGUUGUACCUUUUAACCUCUUUAUCUUUAGAGUGAUACGCCACAUUGACAUUCAACCUGGCAUUACACAACAAGACAAGUUUAGACUUCACAUCUUUGAGCAUGGCCUUCAAGAUGUUAUUGGUAAAAAAGAAAUUAUCGCUGUCCUUCAGCCCAGCAGAACUGAACCAAAACAGGUAAAUGCCAGUCAGCUAUUGUGCCUCAACCAGAGUGUCAAAAAAUACUUGAGACAGUGGUAACCUGUUUACUACUUACAAAAAGUUUCCGAAAAAUCAGGUUGGAAAGCUAAUGGAACAGGACUUCAAACUGUGUGAGCUGCUUGCCCCAAGGAUAAGCUGGAAUUCACAUUUUUUUAUUUUUUCGGAACCCUGUACUUGUGAGAAUUCUUUCUUUAGUUUGUUACGUUUUUUUUUAUUAUUUUGUAGAGUUUCAUUGGAGAACAGUCACUUAAAUUAAGCGAUCUUAGGAUUUGUUGAAUGUGAAUGAAUUUUCCUCAGCUUGUGAAAACUGAUUAUUUUUCACUCAUAAAGCUUGGCUUUCACUACAACAGUUCUGACCAAGACACUCUUCCAAUAUAAAAAGUUGCCAGCAGCUUAUUUUCCCAGACAUCAUAACAGUAUUACUAUUCCAGGCAGUACCAUUGGCUAAUUGCCGCAGGUAGGUAAGUGAUUAUAAGAACCAGGUUCAAAUUGUUUCUCAAUAAUUUUUUCACAUUUUUUAACAUAUAGAAGAGCAAAGAACGACCAUCUACAAGGAGGGGGACACAAAGAAUAGGAAGUAGUAGUGUCACUGUUGAACAAUUUGCAGACUCAGGUAAGGUUUUUAUCCAUAGGUAUGAGACUGGUGCAUAAAGGAUUAGAAAUCUGAUUACUAGAAAUUAUUUAGACUAGUCAGAUUCUCAUGAUUGUUUCCUUUAUAGUCUCCAUUGUUUUUUUUUUGGAUUGUUGUGAUGAAUUGUUUCGGGAAGUAGGGUCACUAGUCUUUGUUCCCUAGGCGGUAUCUUUACAAGAUAAGUAGCCCCACCUAAUGUCCAAAGCAGGGGGAUUCUAUGCCUGGCGCCAUUUUCGAGAGCCGACACUGUUCUAGUUAUAACAUCAUCAAAUCGUCCUUCAUCCGCUCCCAUGACUUCACAUAACCCUGAUUUUUUUGGCAUAGUUGCCACAGGUCAGGGAAAAUAAAAUUUCUUCAAGGUCAGGGAAAAGUUAAAUUUUAAGAGUACAUGUUUAUUCUUUUCCCAGUACCUUUACUGUUUUCUACUAUUUAAAAUUCUUUUGUGCAUUGUAUGCACAUGAAUCGUGUCGUAUUGGUUGAAUAUUGUUCAUGAAAUUGAAUGACAAGCCAAUGCUGGCUUUUCAAGAACAUCAAUUUCUUUUACACUGCACUUGAGUUGCUGAAAGCAUAAAUAAAUGGCUGGAGGGGAUUGCUGUGAGGGGAAGGUUGAGUCCAUCAGCAGGUCAAAUGUGUGAGAUAGUUAAUUCAGUUGGUCAGGGAAAUUUUACAUAUUUUGUCUGGAAAAAGUCAGCGAAAAGUCAGAAUUUCAGAAACCUCUGGCUGUGGCAACCAUGAUUGGAGGGGUGGAGGUGGAGGGCAGGUUGGGUUUUCCAUCCUGCCCUCAGGGGUCCUGUAAGCUAGCAGAGGGUAGGAGUCACCUUAUGUCUCCUGUUGGUAGAGGAUACCUCUACCCCGCUACUUGGAGAUUCUAACACGUGGCAAAAAACUGAGCUAUCACCACUACCUUAAAUGCCCUUAGUUAUUUUUUAGAAAUAAUUAACAAGAUAAGCAAGAACCAAUGUGUGAAAACAUGUGAAAAGGAAGUCCAAGUUAACGAUCGUGAAUAGUAAAGUGCAAAAUAUCCAAAUUGAGGAGUUCUAUAGGGUAUCAUCUCCUUCCCUUUGAACUCUUUGGGAUGCCUUGGCAUAAUGAUCGUUCCUCUACCACAACCUGCAAUUUUGGACAAAAAUCAUACUCCUCUGUGUAAAAAUGAUGGUAGGUAUACCCUAGUGCAGAUCAUUCUCUAAAAAUAGCUUUUUGUCCUUAUUCAAUAAACAGGAUUUGGAGGUCAGAAUGCUCCUAGUUUGUGGGUAAUUAUGAUGGCUGUUGUCUGUAUUAUUGCUCUCAUGUUGCCACUGGAAGGAGACAAGCAACGUUCAGAUCUAAUACCACAGUAUUUACAUUUGUCUGUCAACCAGAAAUUGUUGGCUGCCUUUAUUUUAGGUAAUUAUAUAGUUAUUUUACCCAUAUUAUCCAAGAUCAAACCCUUUUUAAAAGUGGUAAUGGUAUUGUUAAUGUCAGAGAAAUAGUAUUUGUAUAGGUAAUAGCAUGAUUUGUAGUGAUAUUUGGCAUAAAUACCGCGAGUGAUAUUUCGAAAUUGUUAUAUGUAAUUUCACGAGCCGUUAGGCGAGAGAAAUUUGAGACGAUUUUGAAAUAUCACGAGUGGUAUUUAUGCCAAAUAUCACGUACAAGUCAUGCUAUUAUUUGUUUAUGCUACCACCCGCAAAAGGUUUGUAAUUUUCACAUGUAGGUAUUUAAAAUUAAGCUGAAAUACCACUGCUCUAAGCCAAUCACAUUGCAGUAAUUUUUCUUGUAGUAGUGUAACAGUAAUAAUAAUAAUCGGGAAUCCAGAAUCCUGGAAAUUUUGGCUGGUGGAAUCCAGAAUCCUUGUCUUUAGAAUCCAUAAUUCAGCUCAAGGAAUCCAGAAUCCCACUAACGAUAGGAAUCGGGCUUUUAAGAAACCAUCACAUAGCUUCCAGAUUUCAAAGUUUUUCCGGAGGGUCAUUCCCCUAGACCCCCUUUAGAUGUGCCUUGCUGACCGCAGGUCUUGCCCUAGCCGGCAAACAAGUUCUCCAUUUGGGCGCGUGAAGUGAGCCACACGAGCGAGCGCUCGCGUGCCACUCGCGCGUGUACUUUUCACCAUAUCCCCCAAAUAGAGAGCUUGCUGGUAGGUUAGUCUUGCCCCGGCCAUACAGUAGUCUUGCUAUGGCCCUUUCAUUUAAUUUUUUGAAGCACAAAAUGUUUUAGCCACUUAUAAAGCAUAAAAUUUCCCCGGUCCCAGAGGUUUUCUUUUCUUCUGUUACUCAGUUUCUCCUUAAGCAAGAAAGCUGACCCCUGAAACCAGGGUACCCGCGUAGCAAUGUACACCAUCCCACAAUAAAUUAGAAUGGGCCAUUCGUGAGUUGCCCAGAGCCUCUGUUUCAAAGCGAGGCUAAGUGUAAAGCCAUUGAUAUGAAAGUGAUUCUUUAUUCUCGUGCAAAUAAAACACAUUUUCACCUGAAAGGUUUUGCACUUAACCUCGUUUUAAAAGGAAAAUCGGAAAUGGCUUAAAUUAAGUUUUCACGACGUAGAUCGAAGCCAUUGUAUUUGAAGUAUAAAAUCUUUUUCAGGUCUUAUAACGAUGGCUAUUCUGAAGACAUGACGAUGGUUGACGAGUCUUUCCAAAAGGCAAGAUAAUUGAUAAGCUAGGCACAACAACAACAAAAAAACCGCUUAAAGCUGAAAUGUUAGUGGAUGCAUUGCUUUAGACCACUUAGAAAUUAAGUCCUGAUUUUCCAUGUCUAAAAAGAUUUAAAAGUAUUAGUAAUGGCUAACGCUGUGCUAAAUUUCGGUAGGUUUUUUUAAGUAGCAUUAUUCUUCAUGAUUUUACGCAGAAUAAUGAAAUGCAAUGCAUAACUUUCA